AUGCGUGGAGAACGGAUGAGAGGGGGAAGUAUUAUAGUGUGCGGAGAAUACCCAAACAAUAUAACUAUUAAUGGUCACUCAUCAUCUAGUUCAUCGAAUGAUUUUGAUGUAAUAAUUUUCACUCAGCUCUGGCCCCAAACAGUUUGUUUAUACUCGAGACAGACAACAAAUUCAAGUUAUUGUAAUUUACCUGAAGAAGAAAAAUGGACCAUACAUGGAAUUUGGCCAAGUCAAUACCACAAAUUCACUCCAGCUGACUGUAAUCCUUCUUUAAGUUUUGAUCCAUCUCUUUUGGAAAAUAUAAAGGAAGAAUUAAACACUAAGUGGAUAUUUGUGGAUAAUAAAACUCAUCCAGAAUUAUUUUGGAAGCACGAGUGGGAUAAGCAUGGAACAUGUUCAACCGACAUUGAUUGUGUGAGCACACAACAAAAAUAUUUUGAAAAAGGUCUCGAUCUAUUUAAUAAUGAGAAUUACAAUGCGAAAAAUAUACUUAAAAAAGCCAAAAUUUUAUCUGGACGACAAUAUCAUGUGAAAACUAUUCUGAAAAAAGUUAAUCGAAUUUUAGGAGCUAGAAUCUAUGUUGAUUGCGUCAAAAAUAAGGAAACCAACGAGCAAUACUUUCAUGAAAUAAGGAUUUGUUUUGACAAAUCCUUUAAUUUAACCGACUGCGAUGGAAUCAAAAACUUUCCCACUAAUUGCGAUCGCUUGAAAAAUGUAAUUUAUCCCAAAACUAAUCCAGAUUAUAACGUGCUAUAA
Messenger RNA from Belonocnema kinseyi, 756 nucleotides. Its product is annotated as ribonuclease Oy-like. The transcript is spliced from 3 exons. Gene Ontology annotation, biological process: RNA catabolic process. The record is from RefSeq and is a predicted model, not a curated record. Bases 1 to 756 code for a protein of 251 amino acids. NCBI's taxonomy places the organism in Eukaryota, Metazoa, Arthropoda, Insecta, Hymenoptera, Cynipidae. Gene Ontology annotation, molecular function: RNA binding; ribonuclease T2 activity. Gene Ontology annotation, cellular component: extracellular region.